AGACCAUGUUUUGGAGAUCUGCAUCCAUAAUAUCUAGCUGGCCUCAGCAGGCUUGCGGCAGCUCAGGACCCUUCGCGCCAUCCAUUUGAGGCUCAGUCAUCCCUCAACACACUCACACAGCCUCGUGACGCGUUCUGAUGGUGGCAACGAGGUCCAGAGCCUCUGUCGGCUUGAGCCCAGCGCCCGGAGAUGAAAACAGGAUCAUAGCAUUGGUGACGGGGGCUAACAGGUGAGUGAGACGCCUGCAGCUGUCCAUGAUGCGGAGCAUCUGAUUCUACCCAGUGGAUAUGGGCUAGCAGCAUGUCAACACCUGCUCUCAAAUCUCUCGCUGCCACCUCAUACGCCUAUGCCUGCUGCUGUGAUUCAAAAGACAGCUCUGCCUCCGAGUCGGCGACAGGUGCUCAUCGACCAAGCUCCAGAGCUCGUCUCUGAAGUGUCGGACAGACCACCUGCGACUUUGACUCUGAUAGUCACAUGCCGAUCCAUGCAAAAUGCUAUCGAAACCAAAGAGGCUAUCUUGGAGACUCACAUGCGAGAGCUUAAAAUGAGGGAGAAAAAUGGCAUUCCCGAAAGAAAUGGAUGGCUAGCAGGUCUUCGUAUAGAGUGCGAGACUGCAGAUCUUUCGUCACCUGGAGGUUCUGACGGAGUUUUGGCUCUCUGUGAGCGACUCAAGAAAUCAUAUCCCCACAUUACCUCCCUGUUCCUCAAUGCGGCGAUAGCCACAGCUAGCAGCAUAUCGUUCCCUGGCUUCCUGAAGCAAAUAUUCACGGAAGGCUUUGUCGAAACCGUCACGGACCCUCAUUUCGUUCCGGAAACGCCAGGAGUUAUGACUCCAGACGGCCGUCUGGGUCUUGUAUUCUCCGUCAAUGUCCUCUCGGUGUAUAUCAUGGCCCGUGAACUUGAGCCGCUUCUCCGACGAUCUCCUAAAGAACUUCCAGUACCUCCCCGUAUAAUCCUCUCCAGCUCCUACACCGCUGCACGGUCCUUACUCCGACCGGACCCUCUCGACGAUUACCAGCUCCUGACUUACUCGUACGAGAACGGGGAAUUCCCAUACAAGGCUUCAAAAUACAUGGCGGAUCUCCUUGCCGUUCAGUUAGAUAAAGAAUUUUCAGAAAAUCAGGGCGAAGAUACACAAGAACUGCGCAUGUUGAUUGCAGAGCCCGGUGCGAUGGUUUCCAAGAUAUACACUACCGCCUUCACGAACUGGGCGAUCAUCAAGUUCACGUUCACGUUCUUUUACGCUCUAGCCUUCAGGCUUGCGAGCUUGCUAGGCUCGCCGAAGCAUGUUCUGACCGCUGGGAAUGGAGCAUUGGCCAUGAUCUUCGCAGCUCUGGUCGACAGUCAAUACAUCGAACCGGCAUCCAAAGUCCCCGCUACAAAAUUCGAAUCCCGACUCAACCGUUGGAAACAUCACCGUAUCGAAUAUUCAGAGGUCGAUUGUUGGGAAUCGACACUGGACCUUGGCGCAAGUCUGAUGAAAGCGUGUGAGACUAUAAGGCAGGAAUAUAGGAGACGAGAGAGUCUUGAGUAGGCAAAAGAUGGCAGUCAAGGACCACUGCAAGU
Messenger RNA from Kockovaella imperatae, 1566 nucleotides. RefSeq lists its product as hypothetical. Gene Ontology annotation, cellular component: mitochondrial outer membrane; lipid droplet; endoplasmic reticulum membrane. Gene Ontology annotation, molecular function: 3-beta-hydroxysteroid 3-dehydrogenase (NADP+) activity. NCBI's taxonomy places the organism in Eukaryota, Fungi, Basidiomycota, Tremellomycetes, Tremellales, Cuniculitremaceae. Bases 347 to 1534 code for a protein of 395 amino acids. The record is from RefSeq and is a predicted model, not a curated record. The transcript has 5 exons.